Aspergillus melleus is the source of this 2292-nucleotide messenger RNA. RefSeq lists its product as uncharacterized. The coding region runs from base 1 to 2292 and encodes 763 amino acids. The transcript is spliced from 3 exons. Lineage: Eukaryota; Fungi; Ascomycota; Eurotiomycetes; Eurotiales; Aspergillaceae. The record is from RefSeq and is a predicted model, not a curated record.
AUGUACCUAACACGCCAGGCCCAAGUCGAAUCGAAGGAAAAGGCUCUGGAAGCCUACCGGAAGGAACGAUUUCGUGGAAGCGCCCGAGUCCGUCUAGACUGCCUUGGGUUUGAGAAGGGGUUCAGCCGCCUGAUGGAUGACGGCCGCAAUACCGUCCGGCUCGAGCGGAUUCUCGAGUUGCAAGGCUGUCUUCGCAUCAACCGGGAUUACCAUGUGCCGGUGCUGGUCGAUGCGGCCGACUGGGGCCGUAGCAUCAAGAUGCAUGAUAGCGAAGACGAGUUGCUCCCGGAAUUGGCUGUGCCUCUGAAUAUGUUACUCCGCGCCCAGGGACACGAAAGCAUUGUCGCAGCGGCACGAAAGAUGCUAUCCGGACCGAGUCGGUGGUGGGUGGUUGAUGUAUACGUGGAGGAUCCAGGUCAGCCAACGAUCGAACCUUGGCUCCACACCCACCUCGUGCGCUCCCUACGGGAGCAUUUUCCGAACGAGCGUCAGCCCCCUGAUGGGUUAAUCUAUCAGCGGCUUCGGUUAUACGAAGGGCAUCUCGGCCCGCCCCGCGAUGAACACGCGGCCGCGGCGUGGUGGGCUAUUUUGCAGCACGACCCGAGGAGUAGGAAGCAUCGAUAUGUCGCCGCAUUCUUUAAACAUCCAACCCUUCCUCGGGCCUUUGAUGCCCUUCUUCCCAUCCCGGGCCUGUGGGCUUGCAUGCAUCUUGGGGUGCUCCACACCAUGGUUUCUCUGCACUGCGAUGAGCCCAUCCUAUUCUAUCUGGAGCGGAUCCGCAGCAUGUGGGUUGACCAAAUCCUGGGCGGCGAUGCCGCGCUGGCCGGCGCUGCGGACGCCCACACCGUUCGCGUGAUGGAAUCGCGCGUUCCCCAGAUCUCGCAGCAGGAUAAGGCGUUCCUGGAAAAACAAAUGAUGACCGACCGGACGUUGUUUCAAUCGAUCUCUCUCCACGAGACACGAGAGGCCAUCUGGGCUCGGCUACAGUCGAUCGACACCCCGAUUCCCAGCCUACGCACGUUCUUCCAGGAUCUUCGUUAUUUGGGCGGGGCGCGCAAGGCGAUGCAGGAGCUUCUCUGCCUGCGGGAGCCGGGAUCGACGGGCAAAGUCACGAUCGAUGAGGCACUAGGCGGGCAGCGUUCGGCCGGCACAAGCCAGUCUUUGGAGGCCCUCUCCCAGCAAACUCGGCAGGGCCUGCAGGAGCUUUGGCGGUUCUGCUUCCAAUAUGGCUUGGAAAUAGCGGGAACCGCACGCCGCCUGCGUCAGCCACGGAAGCCGGAGCGGUUGCCCGACUCGCUGCAUGCCGGAAAUGAACCAACAUGGGUCAGCCGAACGACGCUGGUGCGCCACUUUUUCUGGCUUGCCGAACAAGAAGGAUUCACCGUCCCCAGCCGGCCCGAUCUAGCGCCGCAGGCCGUGUCCCUGCCGACACCACAGUCACGCGAUGCGGUGCCGAACCUGAACCCGGGCUGCGAUGAACCCGUUGCCCGACGGCGCGGAGUCCCGUAUGUUGACACGGUUGAUGCCGACCGGUUCGCCCUGGAAAAAGACCGGUUGUGGGAGCGCUGGGAUAGCCCGCACAUCACGGCAGAGUUUGUACGGCGAUCGCAGUUCCAGGCCUUUUUCGGUUACCUCCAUGGCAAUGUUGCACAUAGCCAGGCCGCUGAGAGCCCCUGGGGCGAUGCGCCGGCAUCCGAUGGAGCCGGGACGCCCGACCAUACAAUGCCCGAUCAAGGCACCUCCGGGGAUCCUUCAGUGUCUCCCAGCAUCGCGGAUAUGCUACCGGACAUACGCAGCCCUUCUAGCUGGCCCAACGCCUUUCAGGUGAGCGGGCUGUUUGGACUGGAAUCCUUCCAGAUGCCAGGGUGGGAUUUGAGGGUGGACGUGGAGAUUCCGGGACGGCAGACGAAGACGUUUUUAUUACAAGAGCCAGCAGGAUCGAACGACUCCUUUUUACAGGGGGGCAUCAGCCCAAUCGAAUCGUUCCUCAACGGACUGGGACCGGAAUUUGUGUUUUAUGUUCCAGAAAAUCGGACCAUUCUUCGCGAGCAGGUCCACACCUGGCACCAACAACGUCCGGACCAAACUCUAACGGCCCGACUGGACCAGCAAAUACUGCAAGAAGCCACAGCGACAAAGGGAAACUCGUUCAAAAGACAUAUCAGGGAGCUGUCUGCGUCCGAGCUGGAAAGUAAACUGGCAGAGGUCGCCGCGUGGGUUGAUAGGCAAGCAGAUGGGCACUGGAUUGUAUCUACUACGGCUAUGCCAACGAUCAAUAUAGCGGAGGGAUAG